GUAACUCUUUUGUUUGCCAAAGCAUCCCUCACAUUGCUACAUGCCUGACCGGAGACAGUACCCACCAGCACCUACUUUACACCAAGACAGACAGUGUUUGCUUCCCAAGAGCUUUGGACUGAGAAGAGUUGGAGUCAAGAGAAAAAAGGGAUGAAUUUGAUCAACAGGAAAGAGGAUUUGUUGCUAAUUCCUGCUAAGGAUUACUUAGAUGCCUUCAAGAAUGUGUCCAAAUAUUUAUGCCUAAACUCACAAAUGGAUUCUAUGUAAAAGAGCUCAAUUUACUGGUUGAAAUUCAAGACCUGAAAGUGGUUACUUGAGACACCGAGAGAUGACUCUCCGCAGGCCAGCUGCCCACCCAAGGAGGGCUCCGGGCUGGAGGAGGUCAGGAGACGAGUCCCAUUGGGAGAACUUUAUGUCAGGAGAAGAAUCUUUACUUCGAAGAUCUCUCUUUUCCCCUGCGCCUCGGCCGCAAAGCGCCAUUGAGGGGCGCCAACUAGACUUUUGGCUGGAACACCUCAAGACAAUGCAGAGCCAAGGCCAAUCACCAAUUCACAAUACAUCAUUGGAUGAUCGAACUGCAUCCAUGCCUGUUCUCGAGGGACAGGCACCAAGAAGAGCAUGGAAGCAGACAGACUUUUCUUCCUUCAGCGCAGCCUCGUCUUCAUGUGGGAGCUCACCUAGCAGCCAGGAGUCCCUCCAAACUGUGUGGUUUCCCACUCCAGAGCGCAAGGGAGGCUGGGAGAAAGCUCACAUUGUGCAGUCGCCAUCAAAGGAACAAACUCAGUUCAGUUAUCUUGCUCCAGUCAAAACUGGUUGGUUGCCAAUCCAGAGAAGAGUAAUGACGGUGGGGAACACUUGCACUCAAAACCAGCACUUGGACGCAUCAGGUGGCCAAGUGAAACUGAAACAGCCCAUCACUCCAGCAUUUCAAAAGAAUGAUGACAUGCAAUGUUCAAAAGCAGAGGCAGAAAGAAGUCACACCAGUCCCAGUGCUCCGGGUGUGAAGACAAGGAGGACAACAGAUAGAGGCGCUUCUGUUAACGAGGGGCCUGAAAAACUUCACUCUGCAGUAAACCGACUUCCCAGCUGGAACACUCUGAGGACAGGCUGGAAGCCCAACAGAGCAUCAGGUCCUUUGGGAGGAAAUAACUGCAAUGAACUCACCAGGGAGUUGGAAUUAGAACUCCACAAGAAAUCACAUCUGAUAACAAAAACAAUCACAGAACCCACUAAACGUUCACCUCUGCAUUGCACAGCUUCUGCUGAUCCAACUGGUCAUCACAGUUGGCUACAAGGGUCAAAUACAACGAACACACAGAGGCCUCAUACUGCUCUGCAAAAAACAAGCAGUAUUCAGCCUCUAAAGGCCACGGUCUUUUAUGGGACUAACAACAGUUCAGAAUCUUCACACAUACAGACAAGUUCAGCCGCGGCCACCCUCAUCCCUCAGAACAAAGCAGGCAUCUCUUCCAUCACCAUCUCCUCCAGAAAAGUGAGCAGAUCAGCCAGCUUGCCCGGGUCCCGAUCCAGAAAGUCUCCUUCUCCUCUCCCACCAGAGUGCAAGCCCAUGGACCCAAACUCCCAGAAAGUUAGAGUGCAGAGGAAAGCUACUAUAGUGAAAGUGACAGAGCAGAGAGUUAUAUCAAGCUCUACUCCGGACAGCAGUCAUCCGGGAAACGUACCCUCUGGCAAUGCUUUGGACACUGUAGUUCGGCGAAGAAAGGCCACAAUCAUUAAAGUGACAGAGCAUAAGGAGAGUUACAGUCCAGGCAAGAUAACACCCAGAAAUCCAGAGUACAGACACAGCUACACUGAAGGACUGUAUAAGAAUAACAGCAUGCCGAGUCAAGAAAACCACAUGGAAAACAGUAAAGUACCUGCUUAUCAUCUGAAUUCCUCGCCAAGUGCAACUGUCCCAAACACAUUCUCUUCAGAUGGACAGAAAAACGAAACCAUGCACAGAUCUACACUGAAACUUUUUCUUAGCAACCCCCCUGCCAUUGCAUCCUCUGUUUUGGAGCCUCGACUAAGGGCUGCUGGACAAAGAUCUGAGAGGCCGCAAAGACCACUGAGCUGCUACGGCAGUUUGACUGAACACUCUAAGCAGAAAAAGGAAGGUGUUUCACAAUACUCUGACUGGAAGCAGAGCUCCGGUCUUCCACAGGACACCUCUAUCAAUCAUGUGGACUUCGACCUCCUUUUCACCAGCUCUGGAAAAGCAGCGAAGGAAGAAGGUGUGCCCAUGGCAGCUGACAGGCUCACACCAAACAGAAAUGAGAAAGAAAGACUGCCACCGACAGUGGAUGGAACACGCAGAGCCUCCCCAAGUCUCACUCUCAUCAAGGCCCCGGAUCCUGACUCCCAUCAAUCUCAAGAGGAAGUGCUCGCCCUCAAUGCGGCCGCGAUUAUAGCGAACAUCAAACUCCAGAGGCAGCUUAGUAAGAAGAAAACACCAAGUGGCGAUUCAGAGAGGGCCUCCACGGAUUCUCCCCAGGGAAACGCUGAAGUGAUGGAUGAGAGAAAAUCUAUAAAUUCCAAGAAAAGCGAAGCCCGGCAUCACAAGCGGUCUCAUGCUGAAUUUAUUUCACUGAGGCCAGAUCAUGAUGGGUCAACUGAGAGUGCCUCCCUUCAGGGAGCGCUGCAAAGGUGCAGACCAGUAUUCAUCAGCCGCUCCCAGGAAAGAGUGCAAACACUGGCACGGAAGGUGCAGGAGAGACGGGAGCGGUCGAAAGCGGGGAAGCUGGAGUGGAGAAGGGAUCAGCUCAGGCAGCUGAGGGCCCACAGCAGCACAGGGUCUACCUCUGUGAAUGAUAACCUUUCCACAGACGGAGGUAUUUCCCAGAGAGAUGUGCAGUUCAGAUCUAAGAGGCGAGUGGCAGCUCCGUCUCUCCCCCGACAGGCUGACUGAUGCCAUCCUCGUCUGCAGACUUUUCCCUGUCUUUUGUGCGGCUACCUUUGCAUGAGAGAACCUGAGCCCAUGUCAGUGAGAUCUCUUCAGUAUUCUACUUGGGUUGAUCUGUCUAAAACCUCUGCUCUGAAUAAACUCUUUUGUCCUUUC
Molecule: messenger RNA, 3058 nt
Organism: Gambusia affinis (western mosquitofish)
Lineage: Eukaryota; Metazoa; Chordata; Actinopteri; Cyprinodontiformes; Poeciliidae
Gene: lg20h10orf90
Product: linkage group 20 C10orf90 homolog
Exons: 9
Coding region: 329-2908 (859 amino acids)
Source: RefSeq, a predicted model, not a curated record